Molecule: messenger RNA, 1719 nt
Organism: Trachymyrmex septentrionalis
Lineage: Eukaryota; Metazoa; Arthropoda; Insecta; Hymenoptera; Formicidae
Product: transmembrane protease serine 9-like
Exons: 8
Coding region: 4-1719 (571 amino acids)
Biological process (GO): proteolysis
Molecular function (GO): serine-type endopeptidase activity
Source: RefSeq, a predicted model, not a curated record
ACAAUGUUGAUUCAGUGUCUUUUAGCCACUGUUCUGGCAUUCCAUGCAUGUCUGGCCGUCUCUUUCGGCCUGAAACCCAGAAUCACAGAUGGUGAGAAUGCCAUACCAGGAGAAUUUUCUUAUCAGGUCUCUGUUCAAUGGGGUUUGCCACCCUCAUUACGUUUUAGCCACAUUUGUGGUGGUUCGAUUGUGCAUGAGAGUUUUGUUUUAACUGCGGGACAUUGCAUUAUGACAGAAGGCGAACUUAAGGUCAUCGUUGGCAAGUAUUAUCUUCUUGAAAAUGAGGAAACUCAGCAAGAAGUUGAGAUUGCUAAGAUUUAUAUCCAUGAAAAUUAUCCAGGAGGUGUUGCACCAUACGACAUCGCUCUUCUGAAACUUAAAACUCCUCUCAUUUUUAACAAGUGGGUAUCCGCUGUCAAAUUACCUAAACCAGACGAGGUGCAAGUUGGAAAUGCUGUACUGUCUGGAUGGGGCUCCGUCUCCAAGACAUGGAUUCCAAGACUUUCGAACGUUCUUCAAAAAGUUACUGUUCCAUUAUUAGACAGUAAAUCUUGUCAAGAUGAGUUCUCGAAAAGUCGUACAACAUCGCAACGACUUUACGAUUCACAAAUCUGCACUGCCGCUAUUUAUGAAAUAUCAGCUUGUUCUGGUGACUCUGGCGGUCCAUUGGUCCAAUUUAAAAACAACGUUCCCACUCUAGUUGGAAUCACUUCAUGGGGAGCCUACCCGUGCGGUACCAGUCACAUGCCUACGGUCUACACUCGCGUAGCUUCUUACACUAUUUGGAUUAAAACGAUAAUAUGGAUUCAUGCUAUUAAACUCAACGAAAUGAGUAUAAAAUGCAGUCAAUUUUGUGGAUUAACAUCAUACAGCGAAAUGUUUCCCAAAGCAAUCGUGUUCUUUGCUCUCCUAACAGUGGCGAUCGCUGAGAGGCCCCGAGUUGGUCUCCAGAUGCCACAGAUUUGGCCACGUUUUGUUGGCCCGAUCUCGCCACAAGUGGUUGGAGGUGAAGAAGCGCCGCCAGGAUAUUAUCCAUUCAUAGUUUCUCUUCAAAUGUUUGGCUCUCAUUUCUGCGCUGGAUCCAUCGUAAACGAAAAAUGGGUCGUAACAGCAGCUCAUUGUGCUGAUGCAGUUUCUUCUUUAAAAUUUUUUUACGUUAAGGCCGGUAAGCACGAUAUUGCAGAAAACGAAAGCACCGAACAGAUAGUUCAAGUGGCGCAAAUUUACAUACAUGAAAACUAUGAACAUGGUGUUGGUCCAUAUGACAUUGCUCUGCUUAAACUUGCAUCUCCAUUAAAGUUAACGAAAGAAAUACAAGCCAUCAAAUUACCACCGCCAGAAAGUGAAGCAACUGGAGAAGCAUGGCUUUGUGGAUGGGGCUCCACUUCGACUGGCCGUUAUCCAAUAAUGCCAAAUAAACUUCAGCAUGUUAAGAUGGAGUACCUCGAUCAUAUUACUUGCCAUGAAGCCAUUGAACGUUUGAUAGGAUCUUCUCCCGUUCAUGAAACCAAUAUCUGCACUGGGCCACUAUACGAUCAAAUCUCGGCAUGCAGUGGAGACUCCGGUGGCCCACUAAUUUCACGUAAUGGACAAAAACCAGUUCUUAUUGGAAUUGUAUCUUGGGGUAUUAUUCCAUGCGGUAGUGAAGGAGCGCCAAGCGUAUAUACCAAAGUAUCCAGUUUCAUUGAAUGGAUUGACGAGAAAAUCAAUAAUUAUUAA